AUGUCGCGACGUGAAGAAGUCUGGGAGCGAAAGCGGCAAGCCUUCCUGGCCAGGCAGAACGGGGACGCCGCCAGUGCAGUGAGCAGAAACAGUGGUGUUUCUCGAGUACGCGGACCCGCCGGACCUGGCGUUCAAGGUGAGCCUCGGGCCUCCUCACCCUUGUCGCGCCUGGUGGACGAGGGUUUCCCCGAGACGGCUCUGCCAACGCAAGGGACGGACAGCAGGCAAUAUGGCAUGCAAGCCUAUGCCCAGGGUGGCUCCCGGCCCAACAGCCGACAGCAACAGCCGCAGCCUGCCGCGCCAGCGCAGCAGGUUGGGUUUCACAGUGGCGUUGCUCAAGAGUGGUCGAACAACGUGCAACGGAACAUCGUGGUGCACCAGCAGCAGAACGACCCCAACUUUGCAGGGCCCAAGAAGCCUCAAGGAUAUCGGGUGUCACAAGCACCUGGUGGGCCCACCUCCAUCAAUCUCUCCUGGAACGAUGCGCCGAAUCGGGCUGCCUCACCGGGGAAGAUGCGGCCAGAGGUGAUGCCCCCAGCGGGUCGUGCUCCUUCGCCGGGUGCACGCUUCGAGGCGGCGCAAGCUUUUGGAGGAGCUCCAGCACGUGCAGCUUCACCCGCAGAUCGGCGGUAUGAGGCUGUGAAUGGCGCUGUGAGUGGAGUCCAUGGAGUCCAUCAAGGGCGGCACGGCGAGGCACCGGCGCAGCCUUUUGCGGGAGCCCGCGCGCCCUCGCCCGCCUCGCGAUAUGAGGCCAACCUUCACGCCGCCAUGAACGGUGCCAACCACGGCGCCGGUCAGCGGCCUUCCUUGGGUGAGGGCGCUGCUGGCCUGGCUGCGCCUCCCCAACAGCGGCAUCCCUGCUACGGGGAUCCACAGGUCGGCUUCAGCGCCCAGCCCCGCUAUGGUGAGGCGCAUGGGCGCCAUCCUUGUGCCGGAGAUCCGCAGGCACCAGCAGCGGGGGCCCGACCUGCACCAGCGCCGCAAGUGCGACAUCCCUGCUAUGGGGAUCCACAGGCGCCCAGCAAGCGGACGCCUUCACCUGGCGGGCGACGGGUAGAGGCACACCCGGCAAACGAGGCACUGCCAGCUGCAGGCUUCCAGGCCCAGCCAAAUCGAGGAGGAGGAGCCCCCUAUGCCUACGAUGGGGCAGGAGGCGGACUUCCGCCUCCCUUGCCGAGGCAGGUUCAGGAGCCACCCUAUGGCCGAGACCCGCCCGGACAUCAUCCACCCAUCACCCGAGAGCCGGGGCGGGUCUCCUCCAAUGCUUACGCCUGCGGUGGAAAUCAAAACUGCGGCAAUGUGAUCACCGAUCGUCGCUCGACUCGAGUAUCACAUCCUCCCGGCGGUGGUUCCUCGAUUUGCUUCGGCUGA
Cladocopium goreaui is the source of this 1371-nucleotide messenger RNA. The record is from the annotation of a GenBank genome assembly. NCBI's taxonomy places the organism in Eukaryota, Dinophyceae, Suessiales, Symbiodiniaceae.